Messenger RNA from Somion occarium, 1886 nucleotides. Lineage: Eukaryota; Fungi; Basidiomycota; Agaricomycetes; Polyporales; Cerrenaceae. The record is from the annotation of a GenBank genome assembly.
CAAUAGCAUCUGUGGCCUCGUCAGGCUUCCCCGAGGUCUCGCGAAGACGCUGACAAAAGGCAGAGACGCCUAUAUAUGCUUUGGAUCGGAUAGUAAGAGGUUGAGAAGGAAGAAAUGCAGUAACGAGGAGAUUGAGCUCGUCCUGAAGGAGGGUAUUCCAUGAUUUUUCCUGAGAUUUCUUAAGGAUAGUGUCCAAGUCAACCUCAAGGUCGGUCGACAACAUGGUUAUAUGCUGUUCCCACGUGGCGGCGUUUGGUAGGAUUUGAAUCUCGAUCGGAGCGUCAAACUGUCCUCUACGAACGCUUUUCGAGAGGAAGCCGUUGAAAAACUCUCACAAUCUUCGAGUGCCUUCAGGACGUAGAAAGCGAUAUGGAUGCCGGCGAGGGGUCCUCAAAGAACGCUACAGAACCUGUUAGGACGAUACAGUCCGGAGAUACCAUUUUGCUUAGAAUUCCAAGUGGGGACGUGCGAACUUUAAAGUUGGAAAAAGGAGGAACUAUAAAUCUUGGAAAAUUCGGAUCCUUCUACUCCAACGAGCUCAUUGGCCAACCAUUUGGCUUGACAUAUGAUAUUUCCGACAAAAAGCUCGAAGUUAUUCCUCCGCGUACCUUCCAGGAAGUAGAGGAAACGGAUGCGACAAACGAAUUGAUUGUCGAUGGACAGGUUCAGCCUCUAUCACUAGAAGAAAUCGAAGCGUUGAAGAAGUCAGGUGUCCCUGCCUCGGAAAUCAUUCAGAGGCAAAUAGACCAGCAUAAGAACUUCCAGCUCAAGACCGAAUACAGCAAGGAGAAAUACAAGAAACGAAAGGAGGCAAAAUACUCGAAAUCGUUUAGUACGAUCAAACCAACGUUGUUUAAUGUCUGUGACUACUGGUUCAAGAAAGACCAGAGUAGACUGCGCGACAUCCGUCCAGAUACGCUAUCUCAAAUCCUGAACAUGGCAAAUAUUCGGCCCGGAGGAAGGUAUCUAGCGGUUGAUGAUGCAUCUGGUAUUGUCGUCGCAGGUUUGCUCGAACGUCUGGGAGGUCAAGGCCGUUUGAUCACCAUUUGCGACGUGGAGUCACCGCCAGCAUACCCUGUGCUCACCCAAAUGAACUUCAGCAAAGAGGUCAUUUCGAUCAUGUCGUCUCUAAAUUGGGCCACGGCAGAUGAAGAAUACACCCCAGUAUUAACAAUGGCAGAUGCUAAUGCUGACACUCCAAAAUCGGAAUCGCAACGAUCUCGCGUGAACAAGCGAAAGAGCAUGGCUAGCGCUCUGACACAAACGAGGGAAGAACUCUUUGCUGGGGAAUUCGAUGGCCUGAUUGUUGCAAGUCAAUACGACCCAUUCUCGAUACUUGAGAAGCUAAUGCCAUACCUCGCUGGAUCCGCGUCGAUAGUAGUACAUAGUCCCUACGUUCAAAUUGUUUCGGACUUGCAAGCAAAACUGAGAGAUAUCCCCACAUAUCUCGCACCAGCGAUAUCUGAAGCCUGGCUACGGCAGUAUCAGAUUCUGCCUGGUCGCACUCACCCUCUUAUGAACGCCUCAGGCUCAGGAGGAUUCAUUCUGCAUACCAUCAAGGUUUACGAUGAUCCAUCAGCGUCCUCGGUUAACACACACCGACGUGCAAAGAAGGCUCGUUCAGAGCAGCUAGUGUCGCGACUAUCUAGUACAGCUCCUGAACAGACGCCUGGGCAACGUGAGCCAGCAAUAGAUAUUGCAGCGCAAUCGGCAGCCAUUCAGAUGGAGGUUGAUCCAAGUAAUACCCCCAGCUAAGGCUCAGCAUUCAUGUAGUAGUAUCUUUGGUGUCCUGGUGCAGCAAAACUUGCUGAAAUGCAUUGCUCCGGUCAUAAAUGUAGUAUCGUGGGGUAAGUUAAAUAGUAGAAUGAUGAAGUACUGGUAAGGGG